This is a messenger RNA of Moneuplotes crassus, 692 nucleotides long. NCBI's taxonomy places the organism in Eukaryota, Ciliophora, Spirotrichea, Euplotida, Euplotidae. The record is from the annotation of a GenBank genome assembly.
UACAAUAAUGGGUGGUGACAAUAACAAGGACAUUAUUCGUGGAGGAAAUCGUGGAGGAAAAGACCAAUUCAAAUGGGACGAUGUCCGCCUCAUGACUUAUAAAGAUAGAGAACAAUACCUUGGAAUUUCCGAAGAAAUCGGUAUCCUUGAUAAAGGUGGCAAGUGGAAGAAGCAUGACUGGUGGAAAAGAGACAGGGGAGAUGACUCAGAAGAUGCCUAUGAACUCAUGCUUGAAAAAUAAGUUCAUUAAAGCACAAGAAGAAGCUAUAAUGAGACGUAAUUUAGGCAUGCCUCCGAAGCCAGGAGAUAAAGAAAUCCUCGAGGCUAAAGAUAACGGCAAUGAACUUGAAAAGUACGAAAUGAAGGAGCUCCUACGUAAAGGAGGGAGAGAUGACGAGCAAGAAGAGGAUAUAAUAGGGGAUGCUGAUAAGAUUGGAGGAGUAGGGUUCUCUCAAUACUCCUCAGCAUAUCAUAACCCAACAAAGACUGAUGCUUCCCUUACUAAGUUAGAAGGAGUGGGAAUUGAAGAUUAUAAGAGAAUGAUCAAAAUGAGCAAAAAGGAGAAAAAGAAAACCAACUCUGAGAGGAGCUCUGGUAGAGACAAGCACAGUAAGAAGCAUAGGAAAAGAAGAAGAAGAGAAGAAAAUGAAUAGAGGGUUCAAAUAUUUGGUGCUAUUUUAAGACUUCAAUAU